Molecule: messenger RNA, 2705 nt
Organism: Fundulus heteroclitus (mummichog)
Lineage: Eukaryota; Metazoa; Chordata; Actinopteri; Cyprinodontiformes; Fundulidae
Product: disabled homolog 2
Exons: 11
Coding region: 153-1298 (381 amino acids)
Source: RefSeq, a predicted model, not a curated record
CUUUGGCUCAGCGGUUCUGCAAGAGGGACGGGCCAAGCAGCUGGGUCAAAGCCGAGACGCACUCCCUGCAGCCAAAGUUACUUUGCUUGGCAGCAGAAAGCAUCGAGGGUUUUCCCGCAGGAUCUCCAGCUGCUACAAUCCGAACUACCACCAUGACUGAGACAGAGCAAACGGCCGCAGGCUGUCCGGCACCGGGCCAAACCGCGAUCAGGACCUGGCCACCCUACAGGACCACAGGACCGUUCAGCGACACCAGGUCCCGGUUCGAAGGGGACGGGGUCCGAUACAAGGCCAAGCUGAUCGGUGUGGACCCGGUGCCCCAGGCACAAGGGGAGAAGAUGUGCCUGGACUCCAUGAUGAAACUGAAGGGCUUUGAGGCAGCGGCGAGGAAACAGGGCAAACACAAAAUGAGAAUUUGGCUGAAAAUUUCCUCCAGUGGCUUAAAGAUUUUGGAUGAGCGUACCGGGAUUGUUCUUCAUGACCAAGACAGAACCCGCAUCAGCUCGCUGACCAAAGACAUGUCCGACCCCAGAGCUCUGGCCUACAUCUACAAACAUGAAGAUGUGUUCGUCCUCUUCUACAUCAAGACAGCCAACCAGGCAGAUCCGAUCCUUUUGGACAUCAUGGAGGUCUGUCAGCGUGUGGACCAGGAGACGUCUCGUCAACCUACGAAAACCCAAGAUGUUUCUUUAGUUGGGCUAAAUGACGGUUCGGCUUCCCUGGUGACGGGUGUUUCUUUAGUUGGGCUGGAUGACGGUUCGGCUUCCCUGGUGACGGAAGCAACGAAUGGGAAUAUCUUUAGUCCACCACCUGACUCAUCAUCAGGACAUACAAACCAGACCUCUUCAUGUAACGAACUGAUGGAGAUAUUUUCCCCAUCACCGAGAGAGCCUCUGUCACCUGACAAUAUCUCCUCUGUCAGCCAGCCAGUUUUUCCUGCAGAGUCUCCACAGCCGACCCUCUCCACCGCUCAGAUCCUCUCCAUGUUCCCCACAUCGCCACCAGGGGGCUCUCCAUACGUCUCUCCACCGUUGUCUCCCAGUGCGAUGCCCUGGGGUCAGCAGGGGCCCCUGGGAACCCAGUGGACAGGCAGCUGGCCCCCCACCCCGGCCGUGCCACCAGGAGUUACAGCGCCCCCUGCUGUGGUCCAGACUCAGCCCGGAUUCAUGUUCACGAUGAGCCCAGCGGCCCCCCCGUCUUUUAACGACUACCCCAACCCUUUAAACGCCGUCUCUUCGCCCAACGGGACGACCGUGGCGCCGGGGGCCCCAGCUCUGGACAACAACCCCUUCCUGUGAUGAAGUGGUCAGAGUUAAUGCUCGACUUUGCUGUCAGACAAUCUGAAUGAAGUCAUUAAUGUCUCCAGAUGUUUUUUUGAUUAAUAAAUGGCGAUAAGGACCCAACAUCUUAAUGGAAUGUAGUACUUUGAUUGUUUUCUACUACUUUGGAAGCAGCUUGUUAAGUAAAAACUUUGCCGAACAUCCUCCAUCUGGGAAAUAGUAUUUCGCAAUGGUCCUUGUGACACAGUUGUGUAAUUAAAAUGUAUCACUGGAACCCGUAGAAAUGAUUAAUCUGUCUUAGCUACUGAUUAUUCAUUGGACACCACAUCGGGUAUUUGAGCAGUUCUUAGCAAACUUACUUUGACUUAUUAUUUUUGACUGAUUCCAUUCCUCUUAAAUGUUUGAUUAAUUGUAAUUUAUGCAGUAAUACAAUUGUUUUGUUAAUGUUGUGUCAGGAAAUGCGUUUUUUUAAGGAGUUUUCUGCCUUCCGAACUGUAGAUUUCCUGCCGGGCCGUCAGAGGAAACAGGCUUUUUGCUGCACCCCACCUUUAAGUUGUGUUUGUUGUGUCUUAAAUUUUAGGUUCUCUGCUUUUUGUCAGCCCUCUGCAUCUCCAUAAACACAGAGAAUAACUUUAGCAUUUGCUUCACCGCUCUGUUGUACGUUUCUGGUCUGUUCAGUGAGUUGACAUUUCAUCAGGCACACAAAAAAAAUAAAAAAAAAAGUGGGAGAGGAAAGAAACCCCCCCGGCUGACAUCAUUUAGCGUCGCUUGCAGACACCCUGCUGCCCACGCUGACAUGCAGAGCAUUUCCUCCUUUGCUAUAAGUUUAGUCACAGGUAAUAUGGCUGUUUGAGCAGCAGCAGCAGCAUUAGCUGGGCUACUAAGGAAUUACUGCUGGACAUGGAACCCUUUACCCUGUAAUAACUCAUCCCCAGUAACAAAAAUGGUAAGAAAACGUUGUUUUUUUUUACAAUGAUAUAUUUAGAAAUAAUUGUUGGUUAACAGCUCCACCUUUCACUCUUCUUCUCUGGAUGGCUGUUUCACUCUGGCCAUUUCCUCCACACCACCGAGGUCUAAUUUUAGUUUAAAGAUGGGGAUACGCGUGUGUUUCUGCUGGUUUAACUCCAGAUUCCUUCUACAAACUAACCAGGAAAAGCUUAAUAAAUGUUGUAUGUGUUUUCUAGAAUGAAAAAAGGGAAGUUGGAGGUUUAUAAAAAAGGAGAAAUGUCCAUGCUGCAGCUGGUGAAAGGGAGCCUUUAUUAUACAGCAAUCACAUGUUAAUUAUUGACAGUACUGCUUCACUUCUCUCAAUUUUCUGUUGCUGUAGGACAAACUAUUCAGUUUUUCCCACUUAUUUGUUUUCCUUUUACGCGUUAAUGAGCUGUUAUUGCUUUUAAUGUUUAAUAAAAUUGAGUUUGAGCUUAA